GUCUAUAAACGUCAAUGACAGUUACACGAAUGGUGCUGGAGAAGGCGUUUUCCUGACCGCCGGGACACGCGGGUGUUUGCCGAACAGAUGUGGAGGAUUAUAAUCUUAACAAACAAGACACGAUAAUACGCUCUUGUUACAAACCGCCCCGUGGACUACACGUGGUUUUUUUCUUUCUUUUCUUUCUAUUUUUCUUUUGCUCCCGUUUUUCAUUGAUAAAUAAAUAAUUAAAAUGUAUCAAAGCAACUGUGACAUUUACUAGUGUAGUGUGUCUUUGAAGUAGAAUUAUAAAUGUUAAGACAGCUGUUAUUUGCAAUUGGUAAAUGCUGGAAACCCCUCAUCCCUGCGUCACAGAGCUGGCCCCGCCCACAGCACUAUAUCUACAAUGAGGGCUAUCUCCAGUCCUCACUUUUACCCGUUUAUUAACCAGUCUCAGUGACUAACCCCGCAGUCACACUGAGCACCAGCAGAGGUGUAUCUUCUGAACAAAAUUAGCCGAAUGCACGCAAGGAAGGAACGUUAAUUAUCCCUUCUUAAUUUACAUCCAAGUGAAGGGCUAUUAAAACUGUCGACAAAUAUCGGAUUCCAAAAUGAUAUUUAAUAGCACAACAUAGUGAGUGUGGCUUACUGAACCCGGUGAAUAUCGCCACGGAUCUCAGGUAAAGGACCGCAAAUCGACAAGGAUGGGACUAUUUAAUGUCGACCUUGUGCUGCUGACACUACUGACCAUCACGGUUGUUUUGUUCUACAGACAUCUCAAAACGAUAUAUUCUGUAUUCACCAAACUCCACGUGCCAGGGCCGACCCCGAAAUGGAUUUUUGGGAAUAUUGGUGACUUUAAAGACAAGUUUCCUCUCGAAGUGUUUAAAGAAUGGAGGAAGAAAUACGGCGAUGUGUACGGGUUUUUUGAGGGAUUCAGACCAAGCAUAGUGAUCAGCGAUCCCGAAAUGGCGAAGCAAGUCCUUGUCAAGCACUUUGAUAAAUUCCACGUGCGACCGAUUUACAAUCCGUUUGUAUAUUACCCCGAUAACCUGAGCCUGCUGAACACUAGCGGUGAGAUUUGGCGGAAACAACGAUCCGUUGUCGCCUCAGCCUUCAAGUCCAUUAAUACGGCUCAUGUUGUGAAAUGUUUAAACAGAUCCGCGGAUAAUUUAGUGAAAAAAUUGGAGGAAAGUGCGGCCCACUCCGACAGCGGGUUCGAUAUCACAAGCUUGGUAGACAGGUUCUCCGUAGACGCUUUCGCCUAUGCAGCCUUCAACUACAAUGUGAACAGCCUAGAAGAUGAAGGCGCCACCUUGUUCCGCUAUAUGAGGGCGUUCAACCUCUCCUCGUCGGCUGAUAACCCAUUGACAGGCUUGGCCCGGGUUUAUGAUAGCCUAAUCCCAUUCCUUAAGCUGUUUGACAAAGAACACGCCGUUCUGCAUGAACUUCAUGUAAAGGAAAUCAGAAACUGUAUCCAACAAGAGAGAGUACGGGUAUGUAUCACUGAAAGACUAACUCGCUGUAUCCCCGCCUGUAUCACUGAAAGACUAACUCGCUGUAUCCCCGCCUGUAUCACUGAAAGACUAACUCGCUGUAUCCCCGCCUGUAUCACUGAAAGACUAACUCGCUGUAUCCCCGCCUGUAUCACUGAAAGACUAACUCGCUGUAUCCCCGCCUGUAUCACUGAAAGACUAACUCGCUGUAUCCCUGCCUGUAUCACUGAAAGACUAACUCGCUGUAUCCCUGCCUGUAUCACUGAAAGACUAACUCGCUGUAUCCCCGCCUGUAUCACUGAAAGACUAACUCGCUGUAUCCCCGCCUGUAUCACUGAAAGACUAACUCGCUGUAUCCCUGCCUGUAUCACUGAAAGACUAACUCGCUGUAUCCCUGCCUGUAUCACUGAAAGACUAACUCGCUGUAUCCCUGCCUGUAUCACUGAAAGACUAACUCGCUGUAUCCCCGCCUGUAUCACUGAAAGACUAACUCGCUGUAUCCCUGCCUGUAUCACUGAAAGACUAACUCGCUGUAUCCCUGCCUGUAUCACUGAAAGACUAACUCGCUGUAUCCCUGCCUGUAUCACUGAAAGACUAACUCGCUGUAUCCCUGCCUGUAUCACUGAAAGACUAACUCGCUGUAUCCCUGCCUGUAUCACUGAAAGACUAACUCGCUGUAUCCCUGCCUGUAUCACUGAAAGACUAACUCGCUGUAUCCCUGCCUGUAUCACUGAAAGACUAACUCGCUGUAUCCCUGCCUGUAUCACUGAAAGACUAACUCGCUGUAUCCCCGCCUGUAUCACUGAAAGACUAACUCGCUGUAUCCCUGCCUGUAUCACUGAAAGACUAACUCGCUGUAUCCCUGCCUGUAUCACUGAAAGACUAACUCGCUGUAUCCCUGCCUGUAUCACUGAAAGACUAACUCGCUGUAUCCCCGCCUGUAUCACUGAAAGACUAACUCGCUGUAUCCCUGCCUGUAUCACUGAAAGACUAACUCGCUGUAUCCCCGCCUGUAUCACUGAAAGACUAACUCGCUGUAUCCCUGCCUGUAUCACUGAAAGACUAACUCGCUGUAUCCCUGCCUGUAUCACUGAAAGACUAACUCGCUGUAUCCCCGCCUGUAUCACUGAAAGACUAACUCGCUGUAUCCCUGCCUGUAUCACUGAAAGACUAACUCGCUGUAUCCCUGCCUGUAUCACUGAAAGACUAACUCGCUGUAUCCCCGCCUGUAUCACUGAAAGACUAACUCGCUGUAUCCCUGCCUGUAUCACUGAAAGACUAACUCGCUGUAUCCCUGCCUGUAUCACUGAAAGACUAACUCGCUGUAUCCCCGCCUGUAUCACUGAAAGACUAACUCGCUGUAUCCCUGCCUGUAUCACUGAAAGACUAACUCGCUGUAUCCCCGCCUGUAUCACUGAAAGACUAACUCGCUGUAUCCCUGCCUGUAUCACUGAAAGACUAACUCGCUGUAUCCCUGCCUGUAUCACUGAAAGACUAACUCGCUGUAUCCCCGCCUGUAUCACUGAAAGACUAACUCGCUGUAUCCCUGCCUGUAUCACUGAAAGACUAACUCGCUGUAUCCCUGCCUUUUCUAAAACGUCGCCUUCUUCUAAUUCUAGUGAUAUCACUGCGUGUUCUAAGACGUCACCCUUUGUAAUUCUAGUAAUAUAUGCAUAUUCUAAGACGGCGCCCUUUGUAAUUCUGGUAAUAUAUGCCUAUUCUGAGACGUCACGCUUUGUAAUUCUAGUAAUAUAUGCCUAUUCUAUGACGUCACCCUUUGUAAUUCUAGUAAUAUAUGCCUAUUCUAAGACGGCGCCCUUUGUAAUUCUAGUAAUAUAUGCCUAUUCUAUGACGUCACCCUUUGUAAUUCUAGUAAUAUAUGCCUAUUCUAUGACGUCACCCUUUGUAAUUCUAGUAAUAUAUGCCUAUUCUAUGACGUCACCCUUUGUAAUUCUAGUAAUACAAUGUAUAUGCCUAUUCUAUGACGUCACCCUUGGUAAUUGCCUAUUCUAAGACGUCAAUCUCUUAUAUGUCUAGUGAUAUCUGCCUGCUUAAAGACAUCGCCCUUUGUAAA
Messenger RNA from Ostrea edulis (European flat oyster), 3549 nucleotides. Its product is annotated as cytochrome P450 3A4-like. The coding region runs from base 684 to 3488 and encodes 934 amino acids. Gene Ontology annotation, molecular function: monooxygenase activity; iron ion binding; oxidoreductase activity, acting on paired donors, with incorporation or reduction of molecular oxygen. The record is from RefSeq and is a predicted model, not a curated record. NCBI's taxonomy places the organism in Eukaryota, Metazoa, Mollusca, Bivalvia, Ostreida, Ostreidae. The transcript is spliced from 9 exons.